AGGUAGGAGCUGCGCGCAUCGAUCCGCUUCUUAUCGAUCGAUCGGUGCUUCGGGAGCAGUUUGUGCCUCGUUAGCGGCUGAUUCCGGGUUUCCUGACGUCACGCUGCAGAGAUGCCACCGCUCCUCUUCGUCCUCGUCCUCCUCUUCCUCACGCCCGCCUCCACGCUGGACUUCCGGUACCAUAGCAACCAGGAGAUGGAGCAGUACCUGCUGCAGGUCAACGCCUCCAACCCCGACAUCGCUCACCUGUACAGCAUCGGCCAGUCCGUCUUAGGUCGGGAGCUGUGGGUGUUGGCUCUCGGCGUUCGUCCUCGCAGUCACACUGUCGGCAUCCCGGAGUUCAAAUAUGUGGCCAACAUGCAUGGAAACGAG
Molecule: messenger RNA, 372 nt
Organism: Stegastes partitus (bicolor damselfish)
Lineage: Eukaryota; Metazoa; Chordata; Actinopteri; Pomacentridae
Product: carboxypeptidase M-like
Exons: 3
Biological process (GO): protein processing; peptide metabolic process
Molecular function (GO): metallocarboxypeptidase activity; zinc ion binding
Source: RefSeq, a predicted model, not a curated record